This is a messenger RNA of Saccostrea cuccullata (small rock oyster), 2929 nucleotides long. Its product is annotated as solute carrier family 12 member 9-like. The transcript is spliced from 12 exons. Gene Ontology annotation, biological process: chloride ion homeostasis; potassium ion homeostasis; chloride transmembrane transport. The record is from RefSeq and is a predicted model, not a curated record. Lineage: Eukaryota; Metazoa; Mollusca; Bivalvia; Ostreida; Ostreidae. Gene Ontology annotation, molecular function: potassium:chloride symporter activity. Gene Ontology annotation, cellular component: membrane.
AUGUCGGCGGAACAUUACGGGGUUUUAAGUGAAAAUAGCAGGAAAAAAGAUGGAUAUAAAAGUUUUGAUGGGAUUUCAUCUGGAGAUGGCAAUUCAGUGCGCGGCUUUUUGGUGGGAAUUUUGAAUUGUUUCCUUUGCCGCCGGGGUAGUGAUUCCGAUAAUUCGUUGGGAGGGGAAACAGAAGAGGAGUCCCGAGUACGAACCUUGGGGACCCUGGAGGGGGUUGUGGCACCAGUGGCUCUGAACAUGUUCAGUGUAUUACUCUUUAUCAGAAUAGGUUUUGUGGUUGGUCAGGCAGGCAUCCUAGAAUCGGUGUUACAGCUUGUUUUAGCUUAUUUUAUUUUGGUGAUGACGGUGCUGUCAAUCAGUGCUAUAUCAACCAAUGGAGCAGUUGAAGGGGGAGGAGCCUACUAUAUGAUAAGCCGUGCUUUGGGACCUGAGUUUGGGGGAAGCCUUGGUUUUAUAUUCUUUGUGGCCAAUCUUUUAUCUGUGAGUCUGUCUGUGUUUGGUCUAGUGGAAGCCAUGAUCGAGAAUUUUGGACCAGGCGGAACAUCGAUAGACCAUCCAUUUUUACAAGGUGACCAUGACUUCUGGUACAAGUAUCUGUACUGUUCAGUAGUUCUCCUGGUGUGUCUGGGUAUCUGUAUAGUCGGAGCUGACAUGUUCGCCAAAACAUCGCUGUUUAUAUUUUUGGUUGUUGUAAUUUGCCUCCUUUCUGUAUUUGUGAGUGUGUUUGCCAAAAGCUCAACAAAACCGAUAGAAUAUGCACAGCAGGCAGAGCACAAUCAUGGGAAAAUAAAUAGUUCUCAGCACUGUCACGUAGUUAAUGCCAGCGGCUUUGUACAAGACUCAGCAAACUACACUGGGCUAAGAGCCACCACUUUUCGUCAGAACCUAUUUUCACAUUAUGAGCGGGAUUACAGUUCUAUGAACAUGAUGACCUUCACCUCUGUAUUCUCUAUUCUGUUUUGCUGCGUGACUGGAAUUCUCACCGGAGCAAAUAUGUCAGGAGAAUUAAAAAACCCUAGUAAGGCAAUACCUCAGGGUACACUUGGUGCUCUGAUGUUGACAUUUACAACAUUCGUCAUCGAAAUAAUUCUGGUUGGAGGGUCGUGUGAUAGAUGUCUUUUGCUGAACAACUAUGUUUUUCUGCAAGAAAUCAACCUCUGGAAACCGUUUGUUCUGAUUGGAAUAUUUACCGUCACCUUAUCUGCUGCUCUGGGAAACCUCAUUGGAGCAUCAAGAAUUCUCCAGGCCCUGGCUAAUGACCAUCUCUUCUGGUGUGUUUUGAAUCCUGCAACCAUCACCACAAAGUCAGGGAAUCCUUACGUUGCAGUUCUAAUAUCAUGGUUUAUAAUACAAUUGAUCCUGCUUGUCGGAUCACUGAAUGCGAUCGCUCCCAUUACUUCAGUGUUCUUUUUGUUGUCCUAUGCUUCAGUGAAUUUGGCAUGUCUGUCCUUGGAACUAGCUGCAACACCCAACUUUAGACCCAGCUUUAAAUUCUUUUCGUGGCACACUUGUACAUUUGGUCUGAUUGGCUCUAUAGUAAUGUGAUUUCUGGUAAGUUUCGUGUACACCCCAGCCGCCAUUGUUGUGAUGCUUCUACUGAUUAUCAUCCUUUACUUCCGGUCACUUCCUGCACAGUGGGGCUCCAUCAGUCAGGCUCUUAUCUUCCAUCAGGUGAGAAAGUAUUUACUGAUGCUGGAUUCACGGAAGGACCAUGUAAAGUAUUGGCGUCUGCAGAUCUUACUCAUGGUGUCUAAUCCAAGACAGUGUUCAGAACUCAUCCACUUUAUCAAUGACAUCAAGAAAGGUGGACUGUUUGUAAUUGGUCAUGUCAAACUAGGAUCUUUAGAUUCGUAUGCUGAGGAUCCGAUUCUGGAAGAAAACCCAAAAUGGAUGGGUCUGAUUGACCACCUUAAAGUGAAAGCAUUUGUGGAGGUGACCUUAGCUAAUACUGUGUCAGAGGGCUUACAACACUUAUUAAGGUUGUCUGGAAUGGGAGGAAUGAAACCUAAUACUGUCUGCUUGGGGUUUUUUGAUGAUGCUAAACCAAAGGACAUGCUAAGCAUGAACAGUACAGGAAGGAAGCAAAGCUUUUUCAAACGCUUGGAAGAUAAAAAAGAUAACAUUGAAAAAUUGUUCGUGAAUAUCAGGAAUGAGGUUGAUUCAAAACAUAUUACUACUUCAGAAUAUGUCAAACUUAUUUCUGAUUCACUGAAAAUGCAGAAGAAUGUAUGCUUAUGUAGGCAUUUUGAUCAAUUUAGUAAGCAAUCUAUUGUACAAUCAAAAAAGCAACUUUUCAUUGAUGUCUGGCCAUUGAAUAUUUUAAGACCUGACACUGUUCACUUUUUUGACAACGCCAGCCUUUUCAUGCUACAACUGGCCUGUAUUUUAACCAUGGUACCCGACUGGAAAUCCAAAACAAGUCUCCGAGUCUUCUUGUGUAUAAAUUCACAGAAAGACAACGCCUUCCAAAUGCAGCAAAAACUAAACAGUUUUCUCCACCAGCUCAGAAUCAAAGCCUCAGUACAGAUUGUCACCCUGGAUCAUCUGGUACAUUACAUGCCCCAAAUGUCUGGGAAUAGCAAUGGAACAGUAAAAUUGACAGAGGAAUUUAACCCAGUCCCCGAGGAAUUCAUUCAUGCAAUAAACCAAAUUAUUCUUUCAUACUCCAGUACAACAGCAGUGAGUUUCCUGUACCUCCCUAUUCCUCCAGUGGAUACCAGGAAUUAUGAGACCUAUCUAACCAGCCUGAAAAUAAUGUCAGAAAAUCUCCCUCCCACUGUCUUUGUUCAUGGAUUACAUCCCGUUACCUCAACAACUUUAUGAUAUUAAAGAUUUACUUUGUAAAAUAUUUCCACAUCUUUAUAAAGUCAAUUUUAUCAAGCAUAACGCUUAAUAUUCGGAUUAAAGUAUAAAGUAUAGU